GGUAGUUUUUACUUUUUUUAAUACAAAGUCACAAGUUACACAAUCUGUCAAAAUAUGUCCGUCAAAAAUUGUCAAAUGUCAAAUGAAAUAAUCGAAAAUGUUCUUGAAAAACUUAAUUCAUGAAUUUUGAAAAUGUGAUGUGAUUUAUAAUGAUUUACAUGUUGAUUGUGUAAUAUAUUUUCAAUAAACUUUAACUUUACUAUAACUAGUUCGUCCAACGUGAUUAUAUUUUUGUUGUAAGGACCGGUAGAGGUUAUAAAAUAGAUUUUCUUCAAAACACCUAUUGGUUAUGUUUAUGCAAUAUUUCCUAGGAAGUAGCUGAAGAAAUUACGUAAACAAUGUCAAGAAUACUGCACAAUCGAAUGAGAUCAUCUCUAAGACGGUCAACAGCCUGGUCAUGUGUAGACAAGCGUGCCGUAGCAUUCUCAGUAUGGACGGGCCGGAGUAUGUUGCUACACAAACCGUUAGACCCGAUCCAGAUCCCCCGCAGACGGUACGGAAUGCUGGUGGCUCGUGCCGUGAGGGGCAUGCUGAAGAUACGAUACUUGUUGCUCGGUGGAGCUGUGGGCGGUGGGAUGACUUUAAAUAAGAAAUACACCGAAUGGAAAGAUGGCCUUCCAGACAUGGGGUGGUUGAACGACCUGCUGCCUGACAAUGAACAGUGGGACCGAUUCACUACGACCCUCAUCUCAGCCAAAGAAAAGAUUGGCGAUCAACUUCAAAUAGGUGUCCCUCUGACGCUGUCGCUGCACGCAGAUCCGCGGCUUCGCGAGGCGGGCGUCGCACGCGCGGCGGAACUCCGCGAGUGGCUUGCGCAGCGCUACGAGGACGCCGUCGCGGCCGCCGCGGCCAAUAACGCGGCCAGCCAUAUAGAACCGGCGCCGAAGAUUGUAAACAAUCUUCAAAGUCGACCUGCACCGUCGCCAAGCAAAUCAUCGGGAGAAGAAAGCACUUCUUACGAAAAACGCGUCCACGCCUUGCAAGAGGAGGUGUUAGCGCUUCAAGCGAGGUACCAGCGCGAGCUUCAGCGCUUGGAGCAGGAGAACCGCGAGCUUCGUCAGCAGAAUAUGCUGCUUCGUCAGGGCCGCGCGCCGCCCACUAGGAAGGCCAAGCGUUCACUCAUCGACAUGUACAGCGCUGUCCUGGACGAGCUGUCGGGCUGGGACGCGGGCGAGACGGACCGGCUGCCGCGCGUGGUGGUGGUGGGCGACCAGUCCGCCGGCAAGACCUCCGUGCUGGAGAUGAUAGCUCAGGCCAGGAUCUUCCCGCGGGGGGCUGGCGAGAUGUGCACUAGGGCACCUGUAAAGGUGACACUAUCGGAGGGUCCGUACCACGUGGCCCAGUUCCGCGACUCGUCGAGGGAAUUCGAUCUCAAUAAGGAAUCUGACCUUGCAGAUUUGAGGAAAGAGGUAGAACUCCGUAUGCGUAACAGCGUGCGAGGCGGCCGGACUGUGUCCACAGAAGUGAUAUCCAUGUCUGUGAAGGGACCUGGCUUGCAUCGCAUGGUGUUGGUCGACCUGCCCGGUGUUAUAUCGACUCAAACAGUGGACAUGGCGUCGGACACUCGUGAAGCGAUCAAGCUCAUGUCUCGACAGUACAUGGAGAACCCCAACGCCAUCAUACUUUGCAUACAGGACGGGUCCGUAGACGCAGAGCGUAGCAACGUGACGGAUCUGGUAGCUUCAUGUGACCCGGGCGGAAAGAGGACCAUCUUUGUUCUUACCAAGGUUGACCUGGCUGAGGAGAGUCUGGCCAAUCCCAACAGGAUCCGUCGUAUCCUAGAAGGCAAGCUGUUCCCCAUGAAGGCGCUAGGCUACUAUGCGGUAGUAACUGGCCGUAGCCGCAAAGACGACUCCAUACAAAGCAUUCGCGAGUACGAGGAGCGGUUCUUCAGGUCAUCCAAAUUGUUCAAAGACGGCCUAGUGACUCCAUCCCAAGUGACAACUCGCAACUUGUCCCUGGCUGUAGCAGAUUGCUUCUGGCGGAUGGUGCGCGCGUCGGUCGAGCAACAAGCAGACGCCUUCAAGGCCAUGCGCUUCAACCUCGAGACCGAGUGGAAGAACACUUUCCCCAGACAGCGCGAGCUCGACCGCGACGAGCUAUUCGAGCGGGCACGCGCCGAGCUACUCGACCAGUCGGCCGAGCUGUCGGCCGUGGCCGCGCCCGCCUGGGAGCAGCGUCUACACGCGGCGCUGUGGGGCGCGGCGGCCGAGAGAGUCUUCGCCGGGAUAUAUCUGCCGGCCGCGGCGCAGGCCCAGGACGACGUGGAUAAAUUCAACACAUCAGUCGAUAUCAAGCUUCGCGAGUGGGCGGACACAGAACUCCCGGCUGCAUCCAUCCGCGCCGGUCGCGAGGCAUUGCGAGAGGAGUUUACUGAGCUCAUGAGCCGUGCAGCUGAUUCUGAUCCUAUCUACGAACCGUUGAAGAAAGAGGCAGUGGAGGAAGCUUUGAGAAGACACCACUGGGAGGAUCGUGCUCAGGAUGUGCUCCGAGUGCUGCAACUGAACGCUUUACAAGACCGGUGCGUGGCGUCCCGCGCCGACUGGGACGCGGCCGUGGCGCUUAUGGAAGACGCGCUGCGCGAGCGACGCGCGCUCACCGACCACGAGCUCAAGGAGCUCACGGGUCCCGGCUUCAAAGAGCGCUGGUUCUACUGGCAAAGUACCUCGGACGAGCAACGCCGCCGCGCGGAGGUUAGGGCCGAACUAGAAAGGCUCGGCUCCGCGCGGCCUGCGCUGGCCUACGAUGAAGUUAUAGCCGUGAGGGACAACCUUAGGAGGCGCGGCGUGGAAGUGGACAAUGAGUAUAUUAGGGAGACGUGGAAGCCCGUAUACCUGAAGAACUUCUUCGAGAGGGCGCAAACGAGGGCGCGGGAUUGCAAAAAGAGUUUCUAUUUGUACAGCCAACAGAAUGGAAAUGGGAAGGAGUGCUGCGAAGUAGUGAUGUUCUGGCGCGUACAAUCCACGCUGCGGACCACCGCCAACGCGCUGCGGCAGCAGAUCGGCAACCGCGAGGCCGCGCGCCUCGACCGCGAGCUCAGGGAGGUCUUGGACGAGAUGGCAUCAGAACCUGAAUUAAAGAAGAAAUUGCUCUCGGGCAGACGUGUAGAACUUGCAGAAGAACUAAAACGAGUGAGACAAGUGCAAGAACGAUUAGAAGAGUUCAUCGAAGCAUUGAACAAGGAGAAGUAGAUUGGUGAUUAGUUGGUCGCGUGCACUCGCCAACACAAAUGUAAAUUGUACAGCGUUUCGCUGAGUGAACGAACGAAUGAAUGAACGAUGGUUUCGGUCACUCAUUCAUUUCUGAAGUAGCACUUAGGAACGACCUGUUUUGUUUGUGAAUAGGGCAGUUAUGUUAUACAGGGUGGCUCGAUGAAAUCAAAUUGUAUUUUAUAUAAUCUCAUAUUAGCAGAUGGUUUUAUAGCAGGGUUUGCAUUAAAAAAUGGCAAAUAAUUUGUCUGAAUUAAAAUUCAACAUAAUUAUGAUGUCACAUUAAAAAUGAUAGUGUAUUGUUUAUGUUUUUAGUUCACAUUCAUAAAAGAUUCCACAUCCAAUACAGAUAUUGUUAAAACUAACAAUUGUCCAUUUAUUAAAUCCUGCUCUAAAACCUAGCUGUUAUGUAUCCAGAAUAUGCCAGCCUGUAUAAUUUAGUCACUUUAGUUUAAUAUAACUUAAAAUGCAUAGCAUACAUACAUUUAAUACAGUUAACUUAUUUAUAAAUUUACCUGUGUGAAAUUCAAAAUCGAUUUAUUAGGGAAAGUGAAGCACUAGUUACUUAGUACUUGUAUAGUGUUGUAUUUAAAACUCAUUUAAUUAAAAAAUACCGUCUAUAAGGUAUUAAGGAGUAUCGAUUCGCAUAAAAUACUAAUCUAGUG
Molecule: messenger RNA, 3874 nt
Organism: Ostrinia furnacalis (Asian corn borer)
Lineage: Eukaryota; Metazoa; Arthropoda; Insecta; Lepidoptera; Crambidae
Gene: Opa1
Product: Opa1 mitochondrial dynamin like GTPase
Exons: 21
Coding region: 339-3191 (950 amino acids)
Biological process (GO): intracellular distribution of mitochondria; endocytosis; peroxisome fission
Cellular component (GO): mitochondrial intermembrane space; mitochondrial membrane; cytoplasm
Molecular function (GO): GTP binding; microtubule binding; GTPase activity
Source: RefSeq, a predicted model, not a curated record